GUUACCUUCAUCUGAGUGCAUCCGGAUACGUGAGGAGGUGCAAAUGAAACUUGAUUCAACCAUGCCAUGGAUAGGGUUAUAUAUUACAGUAGCGACUGCCGCCUGCGUGCUUGCUAUGGCGGCUGAUUACUUCAUGUCUUCUAUGAGCAAAAGGUAUUGGCAAAAAUGUAAGUUCUUCUCUCUCAAUGCUUUCUCGUUGACAGUAGUAGCUGUCACCAUGAAGCUGCCGGUGGAUCUAACAAUCACAGACAUCACGGACGAAGAUCAACUAGCACGGAUCUGCAGCCUUGCUUUCAUGAUAUCUUUGGGUCCACGGAGGAUAAUGAAAUUGUGCCCAACAUCGCUGCUUUAGGCAUCUUAGUCAUUACUAUCACGGGAAAUGUAUGCAUUCAUAUUGUUCAGAUACUUCCAUCCAUUUCAGGGAUGGUAUACAUGUUUCCCGAACAAAUCUUAUCUCUUAUCAUCAUGCUCCUCUCUCUUGCAAUGUCAUGUUCUAUGUCGUUGAUGGUUCCUAGCCCCAAAAGGUACAUGGAAUUGAAAUAUAAUGAGAUGCACAAAGAGAUUUUAAACAGACAAGUAGAUAAGAGUUUUGAUGAAAUCCGAAUAUUGGUGAAAGGGUAUUGGGUGAUGGCAAAGACCGCUAGCCCACAGUUUGUGCUGGCAAGAUCUCUCGUUUCUUCUACUUCAGCUCUCUUGUGUAUUUUGACAGUCCUACUAUUCUCCUACCUAUUUCAAAUUGUUGUACGUUUCCAUUUGUCCGGUUCAGAUUUGAUCAUUUAUUGUGAAUAUUCAGACUAUAGCUGGUCCAUAAGAAGUAUUCUAUUAUGUCAAUUUUUGGGAAUGAUCGUUGGAAGUAUUGGUCCUAUAUCCAGAUGGUUCAUUGCUUGGACCAUCAAGGUUACAGAGACGGAGCCAACGAGCUUCAGAGAUGAACUCAAGGUUGACAAGUACUGGACUUCGAAGCUUGUAGAGUGGAGGGAAACACCACUUCCCUUCCGAAUUCGUAACAGAAUCUGCAAGAAGCUACUUUAUGAUGUAGUAAGAUUUUUUCUAAAUAUCUGCAUUGGAGCUCAGAUUCUCAUUGUUUUAGCUGGAAAACUGGUUGUGUUUCUCUCUGUUGUAUUUUGGAGAGUGUGUUUCUUUCGUUUUUGCAAGAAUUUGAGAGAGGGAGGAACCGAAUCUUCAAGGGAUGUGGAUUUUAGGCAAUAUGUCAUUCUACUUGAAGGUGAGCCACAAUUGCCUGAUAAAAUGGUCAAGGGCAUCUGCAAGAAGGCGGAUAGCAUGAUACGGGAAGGCGAAAAAACCCAACUUAAGAGUCUCAUCCGACUUCUGGGGAAAUCUCCAAACUUCAGUGGGGUGAGACGAUUUGACAGCAACCAAGUUCAGAGCUUGCAUUCUCAAGAACCUCCAAAUUGUUGGUCUCUGCCCAUCGCGACUUUGACGACUAUUUCACUUGCACUAACCAACACUACAGAUGAAGAGGCUAACCAACUAUUGGCUGGUGUUACUGAGGGCUUGUCAAUUGUGAAGCUCAUCAAGAAAGCUGUGGACAGAAAUGGGGAGUUGGAAAGCAUCAUAAAAGCAGCAGAUGCGGUUUGGAUUGGAGUUGAGAUAUACAGAAAAUGGGAUGAUAUAGAUCUUGACAGCACGAAUGUGAGAGGUGCAACGCACAUAGAAACACUGCAAAACCUCUUCGAUGCUGCAAAAAAGAUUGUGACAGAUUUCAUGGCUCAACCAGGAAGUGUUCUGAUGCAGAACCCUCUAAAUUGGCCUGCUAGAGUCAUAGCAGCUAACUCAAUGUACAGGAUUGCUCGGACAUUCUUGGGAAGGAUGACAAAUGGUGAGCACCAAAGUGAUGUCGAUCUAUUUGAGAGUAUAUCCAUCACCUGUUCGAAAUAA
Messenger RNA from Salvia hispanica, 1899 nucleotides. NCBI's taxonomy places the organism in Eukaryota, Viridiplantae, Streptophyta, Magnoliopsida, Lamiales, Lamiaceae. The record is from RefSeq and is a predicted model, not a curated record.